AUGACGACGGUAAACUUGGGAGGGGGAGGGGGGAAGGCCACUCACUUACACCGCCGCUCUUGGAACUGCGGGUGUAAGAUCUGCCCAGGUUGCCCGCGUUCUUACACUUCCCAACGCAACGCGCAAGCAACGCAAAGCAAAGCACAACAUACGUUCUUCUCAAAAGAAGAUGCCUUGUAUUCUCGAGAAACGCAAUUUCGUUUCCAGAGAUCACAUGCGAUGCACCUCGUAGAGGAAGCUCCGUCUUUGCGCAUACGUGCAUGCCUCACAUACAUGCUGCUGCUGCUGCUGCUGCUCCUGCGUAUGAUGGGGGCCUCUCGUGGAUGCACUCACACCCCCCACCCUUGA
Molecule: messenger RNA, 348 nt
Organism: Colletotrichum abscissum
Lineage: Eukaryota; Fungi; Ascomycota; Sordariomycetes; Glomerellales; Glomerellaceae
Exons: 1
Coding region: 1-348 (115 amino acids)
Source: RefSeq, a predicted model, not a curated record